AUGUCUGUGGUCAGUGCAAGUGUGUGUGUUUCUUCCGUCAAUGUCACCGUCCCACCAAACCCAGCUCCCUGGGACCUGAACAGUGCGGGCGCUUCCCGGCGAGGGGGCGGGGUCACGGGCGGGCCCGGGUACCGGCUUCCGGCGGAAGAGCCGGGGAGCAAGAUGGCUGCCCACCGGAAGGGUGCUCAGCUUGGGAUAUCAGUUCAGAAGGCACUUGGUGUCUUUGCAGGUGGGCUGUCAGAGGAGGUGGAUGACAAAGAUUUUCAUGCUGCUUUUAUUCCUUUUGGAGACAUCACAGAUAUUCAGAUUCCACUGGAUUAUGAAACAGGUAAAAAGCACCGAGUAUUUGCUUUUGUUGAAUCCGAGUUGGCAGAGGAUGCCGAAGUAGCUAUCAACAACGUGAAUGAAUCUGAACUCUCUGGGCAGACAGUCGGUGUCAGUUUGGCCAAACCAGUGAGAAUUAAGGAAGGCUUGUCCAGACCAGUUUGGUCAGGUGAUGACUGGUUGAAAAAGUUUUCUAGGAAGACUCUUGAAGAGAAUAAAGAGGAAGAAGUGCCAGAGCCUCCCGAAGUGGAAACCCAGGAGGGAGAGCCCGCUGUUAAAAAGGCCCGGUCAAACCCUCAGGUGUACAUGGACAUCAAGAUCGGGAACAAGCCAGCCGGCCGCAUCCAGGUGCUCCUGCGUUCAGACGUUGUUCUCAUGACUGCAGAGAAUUUCCGCCGCCUGUGCACCCACGAGAAGGGCUUUGGGUUCAAGGGCAGCAGCUUCCACCGCAUCAUCCCCCAGUUCAUGUGCCAGAGUGGCAAUUUCACCAACCACAAUGGCACCGGGGGCAAGUCCAUCUACGGGAAGAAGUUUGACGAUGAAAACUUUAUCCUCACAUACACGGGACCAGGCCUGCUCUCCAUGGCCAACUCCGGCCCAAAUACCAACGACUCCCAGUUCUUCCUGACGCGUGACAAGACGGAUUGGCUGGAUGGCAAGCACGAGGUGUUCGGGGAGGUCACGGAAGCCCUGGACGUCUUGCAGCAGAUUGAGGCCCAGGGCAGCAAGGACGGGAAGCCCAAGCAGAAGGUGAUCAUCUCUGACUGUGGGGAGUACGUGUGAGAGGCGGAGCUGUCAGCCCGGGAACCGGCACCUGAGGUGUCCCGUUUGCCACAAGCGGGGCUUUGUGUCCUGGCCCUUCCUCGGGAUCAGCGUGGGGGCAGCUCCUCUGCAGGCACAGCCUAGGCCUCCUCCGGCUCUUCCCCAGGUGUGGCUGUGGGCCCACCUGCCGCCUCCCCACCUUGGACGGCUGUGCGUGGCCUCUCCUGGGCCCAGUGUGUGGAUCCUGGAUGCGUCUUCUGGUAAAAGGAACCCUAGUUCUCGCACUGCUGCCCUGCAGCCGGGUCCCAGGUGUUUUCAGAGGUUGCAGCUGUGACUGACCUGUCCUGCUGCAACAGAUGGCAGACUCUAGCACCUCCCACGCUGCUUCCCUCCCCUCCAGGCUGGCCCUGAAGGCACACCCUUGUCAGACCCCUGCAGGGCAGCAGAGGGCAAGCUGCUGCAGAAGUGCCUCUGUCUUCUCUCUCUCCCCUGCUGCCAGGCAGGCGAGGUGGGUGAGCCAGGCUCCGUUCCUGCCCUCGCACGUGCUGGACGUGAGUCUGACAGGCACCGUAGUCAGUUUCAGCGACUGGUUCACCCAUUGUUCAUUUGUUGAACCAACAGUCAAUUGUAUUACGGCAGGGUCCAGGGCCCUUCUUCUGCCAGGCCCUGUGCUUGGUGCUGGGGAGACAUAAGAAGCCCGAGGUGGUCCCUGCCCCGCCCUAGUCCCACCUGGAAAUUGAACUCUGGUGCCACAAACUCAGCUUUGUCGCCUGCUCUAGCCUGGCCUCUCACCCGACACCAGUCUUUGGCCAGCCCGGCCGCCUCACAGCAACUGGCAUGUGCUGAGUCUGGGCCCCAUCAGGCACCGGGGACCUCUUCCAGGGCUGGCCCCUGCUCCCCUGCCGCCUGCCGGCGGCUGUCUGCAUCAAAUCUCAGCAUUCAGAAACAGCUGGGCUGGGCUGGUUCUCUCAGCCUGUGUUCUCAUUGUGGGUUGAGUCGAGGGUGGGGGGGGGUGGCAGGUAGGACAGCCUGCUGGCCCCUGACCCCAGUACCCCCAGGCCAGUUCCUGCAGAGGGAUGGAUGCCAGCCUGGCUCUCUGCCUUCAGGUGGGGCUUCGUCCCCUUUGGCUGGCUGGGGCCGGCUCCCCUGGCUGGGAUUCACUGCUGCAGUGUUCCUGGCUGGGGCCCUCACUACGAAACAGAGGUGUCCCUCUCACUGGUGGUCAGCUGUGGCUGUCAGAACAGGCAGCAGUGAGGCCAGGAGAAUGCCAGCCACUCGGGGCUGGUGUGAUGUCCAGAGACAGGGAUGGGUGUGACGUUCUCAGACUCAGCAUGGCUGGCCCUGAGGAUG
Hippopotamus amphibius kiboko is the source of this 2436-nucleotide messenger RNA. Its product is annotated as peptidyl-prolyl cis-trans isomerase E-like. Lineage: Eukaryota; Metazoa; Chordata; Mammalia; Artiodactyla; Hippopotamidae. Bases 1 to 1107 code for a protein of 368 amino acids. Gene Ontology annotation, biological process: protein peptidyl-prolyl isomerization. The record is from RefSeq and is a predicted model, not a curated record. Gene Ontology annotation, cellular component: intracellular membrane-bounded organelle. The transcript has 11 exons. Gene Ontology annotation, molecular function: RNA binding; peptidyl-prolyl cis-trans isomerase activity.